GUGGAAAUGAGGGUUGAUGAAGCAAGCUUGAACAGUGCCUUGCUGUGAUCGGGUAGCGUGCUUCGACAAAAUGCGCUCUGCCGAUGAUGUGGAGAAGCUCUCGGGGGACUUGGGAGAGUCCACUUUCCGCUGGCUGCGGCAUAUGCCUCGGCAUGGGUUGAUGUGGAAGGAGACAGACUUCUGGGGUGACAUUGCCUUGGACCUGCCAAAGGAACAGCUGGAACGACCAGAGACUUGCAGGUGCAUCCACGACUGCAACUUCUGCCGUGAGCAACGUCAGCUGCUGAAAGAAGAGAAGCCCAGGCUUCCCACGUCACAGCGCUCACCGUACUCGGCGCCGCCUCGGACCCGGCGGCACAGCCGCAGGAGUCAGCGAGACUUCUGGAAGCACCGAGAGAAGGGCUACAAAGCUGGAGACAUCUCCUUGCAACGGAGAUACGUUGAGAUGCACAUGCCGGCGCACGUGGUGCUGCACGACGAUGUCCGCCGCAGCGAUGCAGCCAUCCGGGAGUUGCAGGAGCUUUUGAUUGGCCAAAAGCGCAAGAAGGAGGCGGCCAAGAACGCUUCACGCCCUGGGACUGAGCGCCGUGCACGCGAGCGCCGCCGCGACCGGGAAGCACGGCAGGCGCGGCGUGCCCAACUCGCCCGGGACAGCCGCCGCUCUCCGCAGCUGGAGUCAGCGAGCCCGGACGGCUCCUCCGCGGAGUCCGAGGCCUUUGAGCGGGCUCCAGAGGAUGUGCAGGCCAUUUUGCGCUACCGGGAGCGACGUCAGUCAGUUCUCUGCGAGCGUCCGCCGGCGGCACCAGAGGAGAGGGAGAGGACACAUGUGGAUUGGAAGCCAGUUGUGACGGUGAGCUUUCAACGGAGCAAAGAGACUCCAUCCAGGCCACCAGAGGAGGAGCCUCCGACCGAGAGUCUCAGCAUGGAGAAUGACCUAUCCUCUCGUGCGCGGCGAUUGGUCUUCCGGCAGAAGCAGAAGUCUGCACUGGACCGCUCAGCCAUUCGCGCGGAUCGCCGUGCGCACAAGGAAUUUGCCUCGAUGUUGCGAGACCUGGCGCGGAUGCAGCUCAUCAAAGAAGGUGAUCGGAUCGCAGAGAUGGUGCGAUUAAAGGAUGAGAAGCUCAUCAAAGAGGAUUUUCAUCGUUACGAUGAGGAUGGCAAUGGCAUGCUCCAACUGACGGAAAUUCGUGGCGUCCUGGAAGAUGCUGGUCUUCUGCCGCAGAAUGACGAGGAGAAGGCCAGCGUGAGAAGAACCAUUGUCAACAUGGCUCUUCAGGUGCCGGACGGAGAGACUGAUGAGGAAAAGGAGCUGGAGGAGGCCAAAGGAAAUGUUCUCCUCGUCCACCAAAAACAAGAGCGACUUGCCCGAGAUCUGGAGCUGAGCCGAGAGCAAAUGCCUGAGCUCUUGGAGCGGAUCAGGAGGAGGCUGAAGAUCGCUCAGCAAAAGGCCUAUUUCUCUCACUUCACCAAGUACGAUUUGUUCGAUGAGGGGGAGAUGGAUAUCCAAGAUGUCUUGAAGCUGCUUCAGGAGCUGAAACUUUUACCUGACUUGGAUGAGGCGCGCGGUGACUUUGCACGUUGGCUGCUGACCAUCGUGAAGGGCCGGAGUGAGACUAACAAGGUCCAAAGUGUGGCGUCGGAAGACUUGGCUUCGAAGAAGCGGGCUGCCGUGAAGUCUCGCAUGCCACGCGCCAGCACGCGCUCGGUCACUGAGCGUCCGGCGUCCCGGGAGCGGCCGAAUUCUCGAGAGCGGCCCAGCUCAAAGGAGGGAGACGAGGAUCUAGAGGACCGUGACCCACCCAGACCGAUGUCUAAGGGCCUUCGCCCAGCCCAGACUCACCACGACAAGGUAGACUUUCUCCUGGAGGAGCGGGAACGCCCGGAUGCAGUGGCGCUGGAAGACUUGCCGCGGUUGUUGCCAGACAUGAAGUUUGACAAGUUCGAGUUCGAGGUCAUGGCGGAUUUCCUGUCAGAGGCCCACGGCAGGUUGACGGCGCAGCAGCAGAUCGAACUGGCAGAGCAGCUGGGCUUGGGCAAGGCGCUCUUCCAAGAGUUCCGCAAGGAACUCGAGGCGAUGAUCGAGCUUUUCUAUUCCUUCGAUGACACCCACUCUGGUGUGGUGAAGAAGGUGGAAGUCUGGGUGGCUCUGAGCAAUUUGGGCCUCCUUCCUUGUCUCGACCAGAACAAAGUGGAGAUGCUCGUGAUGAUUUCCUUGGCUUGCACCGAUGCUGCGGCCAACCCUGCAGUGGCCCGCUUUUCUGGGCAAGUCCCCAGGAACUCACAGCGAUGGCUGGGAACAAAAGCAGCGCUUAAGGCUCUUUUGCAGUCCAGCGAGUUCCUUCAGCUGGCCUCUCAGGUGGGAAGCCUUGAUGAAGGUUGCAUGGACUUUGCCCGCUUCCUCUACUUGGUACACUCAGUGCGUCUUCUGCAGUCCAGAGCUCUCCGGGAGGAUUUGGUACCCAUCUUUGAGCGCAUGCUCAGGAGGCGGAAGAAGACCGGGAAGUUCAGCGUGAAUGCCGUGGGGAUACCAGAAGUGAGCCAGGCCUUGGAAGCGCUUCAUUUGGGACCCAAGCAACGGGAAGAUCAGAAGAAGAUCACAGAGUUCCUGAAUGAUGUGAAUGAGUUCGGCUUCUCGCCGUUGACCUUGGACUUUGAAGCCUUCGUUCGCUUUGUCCGCCAGGUCAAGGAGUGGCAAGCUAUUUGCACUCGUGCUGCCGACCGGGCCUAUGGUGCUGAUUUGGGACUCCAAGAACGGAUGGUGGAUGAGUUCCGCGUGAUCUUCGACAUCAUUGACAGCAGCGGCAGCGGAGAGCUGGACCUGCUGGGCGUGAAACGGGCGUGUGGACUGCUGGGACAGAAGAGCCUUUCCUUCGAAGAGCUCCGGAAGAUCUUUGAGACGCUGGACAAAGAUGGCAGUGGUGCCAUCGAUUUCCUCGAAUUCUUGCACAUGACAAACAUGGCAAACCUUGGCAAGCCCAAAGGAAGAGCUACGAUCAAUGCGAAUGCAGCAAUUUUCGCCCCAUUUGGAUGGUCUGAAGACCGGUGAGACACGUGGAGAGUUGGAUGUGUAUUUGGGUAUUGAUUUUCUUCGGACUGGUCGGAC
Molecule: messenger RNA, 3103 nt
Organism: Durusdinium trenchii
Lineage: Eukaryota; Dinophyceae; Suessiales; Symbiodiniaceae
Source: the annotation of a GenBank genome assembly